Messenger RNA from Striga asiatica, 360 nucleotides. Lineage: Eukaryota; Viridiplantae; Streptophyta; Magnoliopsida; Lamiales; Orobanchaceae. The record is from the annotation of a GenBank genome assembly.
AUGUCCCAAUCAGGACAACAAGAUCAAACGUCAAGGGCUGGUCACAACCGGGGUGCCGCCCCGUCCGCCAGAAGAACCAGCGUGAUACCGACGAUACUGGACUUCGCUGCUCUGUUUCAAAAUCCAGAGUUUGCGAAGGUGUACAAACCGGCCCACAGCCGCAAUCUCAUUUCUUCUUCCAGUUCCAGAACUCUGCAUCGCCCCUCCUCUACUUCCUCCUCAAAAUUCCCCGUCGUCUCUGACCCUUUUCGGCAGAAGCGAGCAGCAACAGCGAGCCUCAUCCUUCCUACGUCGCAUCCCAGCAACAAUUCCGGCGACCUGAAGCUUCAGCUCUUCCGGCGAGAUGAGCGCAGCGACUGA